Molecule: messenger RNA, 627 nt
Organism: Olea europaea var. sylvestris
Lineage: Eukaryota; Viridiplantae; Streptophyta; Magnoliopsida; Lamiales; Oleaceae
Exons: 1
Coding region: 1-627 (208 amino acids)
Molecular function (GO): nucleic acid binding; zinc ion binding
Source: RefSeq, a predicted model, not a curated record
AUGGUAGCUGCAGUAGUGCUAUGCCCUAAGUGUGGUAAGCCUCAUCGUGGUGAAUGCUUGUAUAAGAAGAAUGUCUAUUUUCGGUGUGGCAAAUCAGGACAUAUUGCUAGGGAUUGUCCCACAUUUGCUCAGAGGAAGGAUUAUAACAAUGAUCAGAACAAGAAGGGGAAAGCACGAGUUUUUACAUUAACUCAAAAAGAUGCAGAAGGGAACUUAAACAUAAUAACAGGUAUUUUACUGGUAGCCAAUGCACCUGCUUAUAUACAAUUUGAUUUAGGAGCUAUUCACUCUUUUGUAUCAACGUCUUUUGCUGUUAAAUCUACUAUUACUUGUAAUAAGUUAAAGAGUACACUAGAAGUUAGCUUCACCUCAGGCAGGAUAUUGAACACAGACAAGUUAGGCAAGGCAGUGAAAUUCGAUAUUGAGGAAAAAACCUUAGAAGCUAAUUUCUAUAUGAUAGAUAUGAAGGACUUUGAUAUGAUUUUGGGCAUGGAUUGGUUAGGAUAUAAUUAUGCGAUCAUUCGUUGUAGAGAAGGGGAAGUGUCUUUUCAAAAACCAGGAGAAGAACAAUUUUCUGUCCUUGAAAUAGAGACCAAACCCCAUUUCCAACUGGUUUCGGCCUUAUAA